Messenger RNA from Equus quagga, 1354 nucleotides. RefSeq names its product F-box only protein 22-like. The coding region runs from base 109 to 1323 and encodes 404 amino acids. Lineage: Eukaryota; Metazoa; Chordata; Mammalia; Perissodactyla; Equidae. Gene Ontology annotation, biological process: protein polyubiquitination; positive regulation of proteasomal ubiquitin-dependent protein catabolic process; regulation of skeletal muscle fiber development. The transcript has 7 exons. The record is from RefSeq and is a predicted model, not a curated record. Gene Ontology annotation, molecular function: protein binding.
AAGUGGCGCGCGCGCCUGCUCAGUGCGCGCGGGCUGGGCGGUCUCGUGCCGGCCUAACCUGUUCCCGCGGAGCUGCGGUACUGCCUUGCCCGGACCGGUUGGUGAGGCAUGGAGCCGGUGGGGGGCGGCCGUGACCACCGUGGCUCCUCCUCCGCAGACCCACGAAGCACCUUCGUGUUGAGUAACCUAGCGGAGGUGGUGGAACGUGUUCUCACUUUCCUGCCCGCCAAGGCGCUGCUGCGGGUGGCCGGCGUGUGCCGCUUGUGGGGGGAGUGUGCGCGCAGAGUGUUGCGGACCCAUCGGCGUGUGACCUGGAUAUCUGCGGGCUCCGCGGCGGCUGGCCGCCUGGAGCAGCAUUGCUUGGUCCGCGCGGCGGCAGAGGAGCUUGAGAAUGUUCACAUCUUACCACGGACAGUUCUUUACAUGGCUGAUUCAGAAACUUUUAUUAGUCUGGAAGAGUGUCGUGGCCACAAGAGAGCAAGGAAAAGAACUACCAUGGAAACAGCAUUUGCCCUUGAGAAGCUAUUCCCAAAACAAUGCGAAGUCCUUGGGAUUGUGACCCCAGGAAUUGUAGUGACUCCAAUGGGAUCAUGCAGCAAUCGACCUCAGGAAAUUGAAAUUGGAGAAUCCGGUUUUGCUCUGUUAUUCCCUCAAAUUGAAGGAGUAAAAAUACAACCUUUUCAUUUUAUUAAGGAUCCAAAGAAUUUAACAUUAGAAAGACAUCAACUCACUGAAGUAGGUCUUUUAGAUAACCCUGAGCUUCGUGUGGUCCUUGUAUUUGGCUAUAAUUGCUGUAAGGCGGGAGCCAGUAAUUAUCUGCAGAGAGUCGUAAGCACUUUCAGUGAUAUGAAUGUCAUCUUGGCUGGAGGCCAGGUGGACAACCUGGCAUCGCUGACCUCUGAAAAGAACCCUCUGGAUAUUGAUGCCACAGGUGUGGUUGGACUGUCAUUUAGCGGACACCGAAUUCAGAGCGCCACAGUGCUUCUCAACGAGGAUGUCAAUGAUGAGAAGACUGCUGAGGCUGCGAUGCAGCGCCUCAAAGCAGCCAAUAUUCCAGAACAGAACACCAUUGGCUUCAUGUUUGCAUGCGUUGGCAGGGGCUUUCAGUAUUACAGAGCCAAGGGGAAUGUUGAGGCUGAUGCAUUUAGAAAGUUUUUUCCUAGUGUUCCUUUAUUUGGCUUCUUUGGAAAUGGAGAAAUUGGCUGUGAUCGCAUAGUCACUGGGAACUUUAUAUUGAAGAAAUGUAAUGAAGUAAAGGAUGAUGAUCUGUUUCAUAGCUAUACAACAAUAAUGGCACUGAUUCAUCUUGGGUCAACUAAAUAAAGCCACCUGCAAAGUGGCUUUUGCAGUGUAA